AUGGAGCCUCUCCCUCUGGGCGCACUGCUCGGCACUACCUCGGCGACAAAGCGAAAGGACUUUUGUCACCGCCUGCACACCGACGGCUUCUGCCUUUUGUGGGCUGAGGCCCACAAGGUCGGCGGAUUGGAAGCUGCAGCGAGGCGCUUCUUCUCCCGCGCAGCGCAGGACAAGGAAGCUGCACAAGUGUCCGCUCGCUCAAGCGGGCACGAGCCCCCUGGCUACGUCCGUCUCUACGAUUACGAGCUCCUACAGCUGCGCAGAGGGGAGCAUGGCGGAGGUGUGUCGUGUGCCGAGCUGGCCGUGUUGAUGAACGGGUUCGACUUCUUCCAUUCGACUGGGCUGGCAUUGCUGCAGAUCCUACAACACCACUGGCAGACAGAACCUGUACCCGGCGAGACCACGAACCUUAUGGACCUGGUGACAGGAGGGCCAUCGGCGUCGUUGCUGCGCUUCGUCCACUACGAUCGCGCAGUUCAGCAACGCGCUCCAUUUUCUGAUGCGGAGCCCAGCGAAGGCGACACGAACAGCGAGGAGGUGUUUGAGGAUCACAAAGACUUCGGCCUGCUGACACUGGUGCCCAUUUCACGCGUGCCUGGUCUGCACAUCUGGCAGGCGGGAGCGCUCGGUCACGACGCGCGAUGGAUACCCGUGGAGGAGGUGUACGCACCGCAACGAGCCGACGCUACACGAAACGGCUUCCACCUCCUUGUGUUCUGUGGGGAGACCAUGGACCACGCAACGGCCUCCUACUUCCCCGCCGCACGGCACAAGGUCGUGUUGCGGCCGAGCCAAGGCCCGUGUGGCUCGCUCGGGCGCAUCUCCUCUCCCUUCUUCCUGCGCGCCCUCCCCGACGCCACGGUACCGCGACUCCACGACCGGACCGCGACCUACAGCGUCAGCGAAUUCGAGGCCGACUACGACCAGACCCACUGA
Molecule: messenger RNA, 936 nt
Organism: Acanthamoeba castellanii str. Neff
Lineage: Eukaryota; Discosea; Longamoebia; Acanthamoebidae
Exons: 4
Coding region: 1-936 (311 amino acids)
Source: RefSeq, a predicted model, not a curated record